Nicotiana attenuata is the source of this 1936-nucleotide messenger RNA. Its product is annotated as ABSCISIC ACID-INSENSITIVE 5-like protein 6. The transcript has 5 exons. NCBI's taxonomy places the organism in Eukaryota, Viridiplantae, Streptophyta, Magnoliopsida, Solanales, Solanaceae. The record is from RefSeq and is a predicted model, not a curated record. The coding region runs from base 379 to 1608 and encodes 409 amino acids. Gene Ontology annotation, cellular component: nucleus. Gene Ontology annotation, molecular function: DNA-binding transcription factor activity. Gene Ontology annotation, biological process: positive regulation of DNA-templated transcription.
AUUAGACACUUGUCCUUUAAAAGAAGACUUAACGAGGCGAAGAAACAGGAAACAACACGCUUGCUCUUCCGCUCUUUCCAAAUUUCUACCUGCCAAAAAGGGGUCACCAUGUUCAAGUUGACGAUGAAGACUAUGUGUUUGAACUCGGCCUAAUCAUCAAUGUUAAGCAAUUUUUUUAGGAUAUAUGAAUGAUUUGUAUUGAUUCGAGGCGGUAUGCAAUAUUUGUUUACUGGUGAACAUUCUGAUAUAUCUUCUUGGAGUUCACCAAAAUAUAAAAAAUGAAUCCCAUGGUCAGCUUCUACUGGAUCUACUGUUAUUGCUAAGAGUCUUACGACUGAACUUUUUGAUCAGAUUUUACUCUCCUUUGCUUCUCAUACAAUGGGUUCUUACCUGAACUUCAAGAACUUUGCUGACACAUCACAGCCAGAGAGCAGCGGUGGGAAGCCUAUGAAUAAUGAUAAUUUUUCGUUGGCUCAACAAUCUUCCAUAUACUCGUUUACCUUUGAUGAGCUCCAAAGUACAUGUGGACUUGGGAAAGAUUUUGGGUCGAUGAAUAUGGACGACCUAUUGAAGAACAUUUGGACAGCUGAAGAGUCUCAAGCCUUGUCAUCUUCUGUUGCUGGUGGAAAUGUAAGUGUGCCAGUGGGAAAUUUGCAGAGACAGGGUUCUUUGACAUUGCCUAGGACAAUAAGUCAGAAAACUGUUGAUGAAGUAUGGAAAGACUUUCAGAAAGAGACUGUUAAUGCCAAUGAUGGAAGUGCCCCUGGAGCAUCAAACUUUGGGCAGAGGCAAUCUACCUUGGGAGAAAUGACGUUAGAAGAGUUUUUGGUUAGAGCAGGGGCAGUGCGAGAAGAUAUGCAACCAACUCGAUACUCAAAGGAUGUUACAUUCACUAGCGGUUUCACUCAACCAAGCAGUAACAACAGUAGCUUGAACAUAGCAUUUCAACAAGCAACUCAAAACCCUCAACAGUUGAGUAAUCAAAUUGCAGGGAAUAACAUAUUCAAUGUGGUUACUACCACAUCUUCACAGCAAAAGCCUCAACAGGCACAGCCCCUUUUCCCCAAACAAACAACUGUCGCAUUUGCUUCACCGAUGCAACUAGGGAACACUGCUCAACUGGCUAGCCCAGGGACAAGGGCUCCCAUUGUCGGAAUGUCUAAUCCGUCUGUAAAUACUAGUAUUAUUCAAGGCAGUAUCAUGCAAGGUGGUGUUAUGGACAUGGCCGGAUUGCAUAAUGGGGUCACAUCCGUAAAAGGAGGAUCCCCUGCAAAUCUUGAUCCUCCAUCUCUUUCACCUUCACCUUAUGCAUGCGGUGAAGGUGGAAGAGGAAGGAGAUCAUGCGCCUCUUUCGAAAAAGUCGUUGAGAGAAGGCGUAAGAGGAUGAUAAAGAAUAGGGAGUCUGCAGCAAGAUCAAGGGAUCGAAAGCAGGCAUAUACUUUAGAGUUGGAAGCUGAAGUGGCAAAGCUUAAAGAAAUUAAGCAAGAGUUGCAGAAGAAACAGGCUGAAUUUAUCGAGAAGCAGAAGAAUCAGUUAUUGGAAAAGAUGAAUAUGCCAUGGGAAAAUAAAUUAAUAUGCUUGAGAAGAACAGUGACAGGACCUUGGUAGUCAAAUAUGGAAGUAGAGCAAAUUCCAGAGUAGAAGCUUGGACAAUUGGUAGACAGGAGGAUGAAGCAAAAUGCCAGCUUUUUUUUUUUCUUUUUAUUUGAUGUGCACAGAAACCCCCUAGGCUUCUGGCUCAACUCAGUUGACUCCUGAGAGUAUGAGCCUGCCCCUCUACUCUCCUCCCAACUUAUGAAUUGAAAUAUGUUUUGAUUCAAAUCUAUUUUGUCAAAUGGUAGAUAACUGUACGUAUAGUAUAGUACAGGUUCCAUGUACUGUUCAUAUUAUGUAAACAAUACUCUUGCAUAAAGUAUCCUCUUUGUUUGCAACCAUA